CUCUCUGGUGGAUAAGCGCGCUAUAAACUACAAACACAAGUGCAGUUGGAAUUUAUGCUCCAGACUGUCAGCUAAGCUGGAGGCAGCUAACAGUUGCUCGCGAGCAUCACCCGCUUCGACUAACCGCCACCCGGUGAAGCGAAACCGGCGCCAGAGAGCCAGCCGAGGCAGGGAAGACCUGACACUCUGCCAGGAUGAACGGGGACGAGCUGAACCCUGCUGCAGUGGCUAAGCCAGUCGAGGAUGUUCAGGGAGAUGGACGGUGGAUGUCACAACACAUAAGAUUUGUACAAGAAUGCAAAGAUGCUGAACCAGAUGUGCUGUUUGUUGGGGAUUCUAUGGUACAGCUAAUGCAGCAGUAUGAGAUCUGGAGAGAGUUCUUCUCUCCUCUUCACGCACUCAACUUUGGCAUCGGUGGAGACACCACGUGUAACGUGCUGUGGAGGCUGCAGAACGGAGAGCUGGAGAACAUCCGUCCCAAGGUGGUGGUGCUGUGGGUAGGAACCAACAACUAUGAACACACAGCAGAGCAGGUGGCGGGAGGGAUCGUUGCAAUUGGACAAGAGCUCAUUUCACGUCUCCCCAAAGCAAAGAUAGUAGUACUGGGUUUGUUGCCCCGGGGGGAGCGUCCCAACGCGCUGAGGGAGAAGAACACCGCGGUGAACGGGUUCCUGCGCUCCUGGCUGCCGCGGUUGGGCCAGGCUCAGUUUCUGGACGUCAGCAGGGAGUACGUCCACUCCGACGGGACCAUCAACCCAAGGGACAUGUUUGACUUCCUCCACCUGACGGCGUCGGGUUACCGCACCAUGGCCAAGCCGCUCAGUGACCUGCUGCUUCAGAUACUGGAGGAGACGCCGGAGGAGAGACGGGCGUCGCUGGUCUGAACGCCGUGGCCACAAAGCACACUGACCCGGAGGCAUGUCUCACCUGCAGUGGAGGAGGAGUGAGGGGGGGGACAUGCCCCCGGUACCUGAAGGAGUAGAGGCUCGCGGCCCCGGGGGGGAGGUGGUUCGCUCGCCAGGGCGAUCCCACUUGAUUUGAUUUGUGAGCGGAGUGAUCAGGUGCUGACGAGGGAGAGAGAGACACACAGUGGACGUGGACGCAGAGCUGAUAAGGACCCAACAUGUUCAGACUGUCCGGAAACACAGAAGCAUAAUGUUCAUGUGGGAUAACAAUCUCACACACACACAUCCAUACACCCAUACACAAUAUUAUUAUAUUGUGGAUGAAAAGAGUGUUUCCUUCUUUCACCUGUGCCACAGACAAAAACAUCCAGUUUCCUAAUCCUUGCGAUGUAAACAGAAAGCUGUGUGGAGCGUUCUCUUCUCACUGUAUGCAGAUCCAAGACGUGGUUUCAGACUCGGUGGCCGAAACACCACAGAUUAAUUUUUUUCAGACAUGAAACUACACACUGCUUCUUCUAUUAAACACUCAAACUGUUUCAUAAACGCGACACAGCUUUCAGGAGUCUGCAAAACCCUGUUGCCGCUGUUACACUGAUGAUAUAGAUAAUAUAUAUAUAUAUAGACGGUAUAUAAAAAACAACUUUCUUACUAUUUUGCUUCGAGCUUAACGUUGCUUUGGAAGCCAGUAUAUAGAAAUAAUUGGCAGACAUUUCUGAUUAUAAUUUUGUCUGUGUACUGUUUGAUGAACGCAGCCCAGCAAAGAGCGCUGAGUGUAAUUCAUGUACACUUUGUGUAGCUUUUGUUUUUUAAAUGGUUACCUAGAAUAAGCGAGGUUUUAACACCUGGAGCUCCUGUUUGCGUCUGUAUGAAAACGGCACUCUGUCUGUCGAUGUCAUGUAUUUGUACAUAUCCAUAAAUGAUGGCACGCUGCUGAAUCUGCCUAUGUAGGCCUUCCAAACAUACUUCCAAAGCCAGGCAUUUAUGUUUGUGGAAGCUGCAUCCAAAUUACUCAGUGACACUUGAAGUGAGUCUGUUACAGAUUUUUGGGAAACACUGAGCUGCGUUCCCUCCACAACACUGCUACUUCUCAUCACUAACAUGACAUGCUGCACCUUCAUCCCACCUCUCUGUCUGAUACAUUUUAAUAAUCAUUGUCAGGCUCUUAAACUUGGCUCUCUCUCCCUCUCAUUUUAUACGCGCAUAUCCUGUAAUUUCCGUUUUUAUUCGGCUUUCUCUGCUCCCGGAUCUCUGACCUUGUCGUAUUUGUCGUCGACGCUCGCCCGGCCCCGCCCCUCUGCGCUCUCUUGACUGAAUAUUUUUUUAGAGAUAGCCACACUAUUAAGCUAUACUGAACACAGCUACACUGGACUUACUCACGCUAAAUGUUAGAGAGCAAAUCACAGGUUAUGUAAAGAAAACCGGUCGUCUGUGGGCUUUUUACUAGCUGUUUGUUCAUGGCUCAGCUCCGGUCGGGUCCUGGCCGAGAGCCUCUUAUCAAGUUAUGACUUAUCAAACGUUACUGCUGUCUUAAAGCGCUGCACAUUUGCGUGAUGUGUUAUAUAUAAAUAUUGUAUGUGCGUGUGCCUUAAGUGUUGACGAGGACGGUUGUGUACAGUGUGUGUGGUCCUGGAAUUGUGCAAGUUGGACAUGCGAGUGACUAGAAAUGAUCCCAGUUGUACAUAAGAUGAGGGAAAAAAAUGUGAGAAAAUGCUGUUGUUGAAGGAUGUUCAGAUUGUGGGAGUCUGUGUUUGCUGUGAUACAGUAUUUGCACUGUUUUGGCUCAUUGUCAUGUUAUUGAGGUAAAGCAUUCCAAUAA
Molecule: messenger RNA, 2721 nt
Organism: Salarias fasciatus (jewelled blenny)
Lineage: Eukaryota; Metazoa; Chordata; Actinopteri; Blenniiformes; Blenniidae
Gene: pafah1b2
Product: platelet-activating factor acetylhydrolase 1b, catalytic subunit 2
Exons: 7
Coding region: 195-884 (229 amino acids)
Cellular component (GO): cytoplasm
Molecular function (GO): platelet-activating factor acetyltransferase activity
Source: RefSeq, a predicted model, not a curated record